Exophiala spinifera is the source of this 309-nucleotide messenger RNA. RefSeq lists its product as uncharacterized. NCBI's taxonomy places the organism in Eukaryota, Fungi, Ascomycota, Eurotiomycetes, Chaetothyriales, Herpotrichiellaceae. Gene Ontology annotation, cellular component: mitochondrion. The record is from RefSeq and is a predicted model, not a curated record. The transcript is spliced from 4 exons. Gene Ontology annotation, biological process: negative regulation of ATP-dependent activity. Bases 1 to 309 code for a protein of 102 amino acids. Gene Ontology annotation, molecular function: ATPase inhibitor activity.
AUGUUGCGAACUCAAGUCGUCAAGCUCGCAAGAGCAAAUCCUGCUACCCGCCGCUCCUUUUCGGUUGCCUCCAUCCGUGCCAGUGAAGGCGAUACCGGUGCUCCAAGAUCGAGCAUGACCCAAGGGGACUCAUGGCAAAAGCGUGAGCAAGCCAACGAAGCCAAGUAUAUCCGGGACAAAGAGAUUGAAUCUUUGAGAAAACUCAAGGAGCGUCUUGCCGACCAAAGAGCCCACCUCGAAGAACUGGAAAAGCACAUCAACACCUUGGAGAGCGAGCGCAUUGAUUUGGACGAGAGAUCAAAGAAAUAA